UGCCAUUCCAUCCACCACAGGAGGGUGAGUGGCAGAGCUGGGCCUCAGGGCUGGAGCCUGCAGCCAGCUUGGCCCCAAGCCAUGGAAUCCUAAGGCAUCUCCGGGGGACAUGUCCAUGGACAGGACAGAAGAGGGGCCGGGCAGACACCCCGCAGUGGCCGUGCUCCAUCCCCCUGGGGCAUCCCGGGCUCUCCCUGCCUGGGGAGCGCAGGGCUGGGCUGUGUUCUCCGGCCUCUCCCGCAGCCCCUCAGCUCUGGCUGCGCUCGCUCUUUGCCAGAUGCAGCCCUGGAGCGCACACAGGAGCAGCAAUCCAGCCGUGGUCGCUUCCAAAGAACAGCGCAGGUACCUGCAGCCAUCCCCCCCUGGGCUGGGCCUGCUGCCCCUGCUCAGCCGAGCACCGUGUGUGGAGCACUCCAUGGAACACCCCUGGCUUCUUGCCCUUCUCCCACAGCUCGUUUGCAACUUCCUCAAGAGCAUUGGGCAGGAAGAGAGCAGCACCAUGGGCACUGGGCUCAGAGCACACUCAGAGCUCCUCAAACAUCAGACCAGUGCCGCCCUGCUGGAUUUGCUGGUGGAGAAGGGUGUUUCCAGGCCAGAACAAGUGCCCGCCAUGGUGAGGUUCAUCCACCAGUGGCUCAUGGCCAAUGACUCUGCCGAGCACAGGCUGGACAAGACCCUGCUGCAUCUCACGGAAGCACACCCGCAUGAUGCAGUCAUGACGCUCCUGCGUGUGGCCCCGUCCUGUGACAGGUAUGGGGCCCACCAGCCCAGAGGGCUCAGGGCUCCCCAGCCCAUCACCCUGUACAGCCUGUGCCAUGUGUCUGAGCAGCAGAGAGUUCCAGGGCCCUCUGGCUGCUCCCUAUCCCAGACCUGGCAUGCCAGCCCCCAAGCCUGCUGCCAUGCUCCCUUGCCGCCCCUCAGGGCUCUGUCCCCACAGGGCUGGGCUGCCGGGGUGCUGCUGGAGAGGCACAGAGGCAGAGCCAGUGAUCAGCCCGGAUCCCUGUAGAUGCCCAGGCCACGGUGCUGUGUCUGAGACCCCCCUGAGACAGAGCUCUAACCCUGCAGAGCUGCCAUGGCCCUGUGGAAGACCAUCAUGUGCUCAGCCAGGACUGCAGAGCUGGCACAGCUGAGACUCCUGGAUGUGCUGGGGAGCUGGCCAGUGCACAGCACGUGCACCUCCGAUGGGAACAACACGGGUGUCUUUGCCCUGGCUGUGAGUUUCUGCAAUGGCCUUUGCUGGCAGCAAGGCCGCCUCUCCAGCAGCUCUCCAUCCUCCUUCCCCCGCUGCAUCUCCCGGCCUCGGGCGCUGGCCUGACACCUGGCCUAGGGGCAGCUUCAGGGCCACCAGGCCCCGUGCUCCCCCUGCCUCUCUCCGGGCCUCUCCCUGCCACGCUCGGGCCCUGCCACACGGACACCUCAGCCACACUGAGCGCUGUCUCGGGGGGCUUUGUCCUUUGCAGGCAACUGUGGUGAUGUGGAAGAUCCUCCAGGAGCCCCGUGUCCCACGUAUACUGAAGGUGUAUUUCCCCCACCUAUUUGUGCAUCUGCUCU
This is a messenger RNA of Motacilla alba alba, 1551 nucleotides long. RefSeq lists its product as uncharacterized. Bases 110 to 1006 code for a protein of 298 amino acids. The record is from RefSeq and is a predicted model, not a curated record. The transcript has 2 exons. Lineage: Eukaryota; Metazoa; Chordata; Aves; Passeriformes; Motacillidae.